Molecule: messenger RNA, 1617 nt
Organism: Sclerotinia sclerotiorum 1980 UF-70
Lineage: Eukaryota; Fungi; Ascomycota; Leotiomycetes; Helotiales; Sclerotiniaceae
Exons: 2
Coding region: 1-1617 (538 amino acids)
Biological process (GO): aldehyde metabolic process
Cellular component (GO): cytoplasm
Molecular function (GO): aldehyde dehydrogenase (NAD+) activity
Source: RefSeq, a predicted model, not a curated record
AUGGCGUCUGUUAAGAUAGCUCCUUUCGAGCACACCUCUCUUGAAUCUAUCCCCACCACGGCUAAACUACUCCGAACAACCUUUCGUUCGCAACGAACCAAGCCAAUCGAAUAUCGUUUGAAGCAACUUCGAAAACUCUAUUGGGCUAUUCACGAUAACAGCGAUGCUCUUAUCGAAGCAGAAAAGAGCGAUCUUGAGAAACCCGCUUUCGAAACUUGUCUUACAGAGAUAGAUUGGAUGAAGAAUGAUAUCAUCUUUAUUUGCAAGAAUUUGAAAAAAUGGAUGAAGGACGAGCCGGCACCAGAUAUUCCCCUCACCAAUACUCUUUUCAGCCCUAAGAUCAGAAAGGAACCUUUGGGUACUGCUUUGAUAAUCGGUGCAUUCAAUUUCCCAGUUCAGUUGUCGCUUGGUCCUUUCGUUGGAGCUAUGGCCGCAGGAUGUACAGCUGUGUUGAAGCCCUCAGAGCAGGCGCCCAAAACUGCCAUGGUACUGAAGAAGAUUAUGGAAAGUCUCGAUCCAGAAGCAUAUAAUAUCGUCAAUGGGGCUAUCCCUGAGACGACCGCUCUGUUGAACGAGAAAUGGGAUAAGAUCUUCUAUACUGGAGGCGCAACAGUAGGGACCAUCAUCGCGAAAAAAGCUGCUGAGACUUUGACCCCGGUCGCUUUGGAGCUUGGUGGUAGAAACCCAGCUAUUGUAUCAAAGAACGCGGAUCCUGCUCUUGCAGCUAGAAGAUUGUUAUGGGGUAAGACCCUUAAUGCCGGGCAGGUUUGCAUCGGCCAAAACUAUGUCAUGGUGGAAAGAGAAAUACUGGAUGCUUUCAUUGAGCAGCUCAGGAUCGCCUAUAAAGAAUUCUACCCUCAAGGUGCCAAAGCUAGCCCUGAUUAUGGUCGUAUCGUCAACAAUAGACAAUUUUUAAGAAUCAAAAAGAUGCUUGAUGAUACGAAGGGAAGCAUUCUAAUUGGUGGAGAAUUGGACGAGGCCGAGAAUUUCAUCGCGCCAACUGUGGUUUUGGUUGAUAGUAAAGAUGAUUCAAUGCUGGUGGAUGAAUCUUUUGGUCCCUUGAUCCCUAUCCUUCCAAUUAAUAACCUUGAUGAAGCCAUCAAUAUUGCUCACGAUGUUCACGCGACUCCAUUGGGCUUCUAUCCAUUUGGAACGAAGGAAGAAACUGAUAAGCUACUCAACAGCAUCACAUCUGGUGGUGCUACCGUCAAUGAUGCCUUCUUCCACGGCUCGAUACCUACUCUUGCCUUUGGAGGCGUCGGCGACAGUGGAACUGGUAGUUAUCGAGGCCAGCAAUCCUUCCACGCCUUCACUCAUCGUCGUUCCGUUGCCACAACUCCUAGCUGGAUCGAAAAAAUGCUCAAUGUCCGCUAUCCACCAUAUACCAAUGCCAAACUCGUCCAGUUCCGCAAAACCAGUACGAAGAAACCAAAUUUCGACAGGGAAGGCAAUGAGGUUAGAGGUUUAGGUUACUGGUUGGGUUUUGUGACGAGCCUUGGUGGUGAAAGCAUUAAGGGAGUGCUUCUUAGGUGGGCAAUUCUCGCUUUCGUUGCGUAUGGAUCCAAGAGGGUUUGGGAUGCAAAAUUUGGUAGCGGGUUACCUUCCUUUUUGAGGUGA